AUGGCCGUCUUGUGGCGCCAUCGCAAAGCACUCUUUCAUCGUACCGCGUUCUCAUUCAGCCGCCUCCCGUCCUGGCAAGAGGACCUGACCGUCGCGAUCGGAGGCAGGUUGUGCCUCCGUUUGUGCGCGCGUGCCCUCUUCAAGAUGGCUUUGUCCGCCGCGGCGCAGUGAUAUCACUCCGGACGAGGGAGAUCCCAAUUCGGCCCGGGUUGGCUUUACUCCGGAGUGCGCCGAGGCGAGAGGCGAAGUAAAGAGCCGCCAGCACGACGACAAUCAUCGCGACGACGACGAGGGGGAAGAAGGCGCUACUGGCCAGCAACGUCCUCAGCGGUGCGGAGAUGUGACGCUCGUCGGCGAACCGAUGGCAGAAACACCCGAGAUGGAAUCGCCUUUGGCCCGUCAGGACUGUUGCGUUGAGGCCCAAGAGGAUUCCACCUCAGUGGAGAUCGGGACGGAGGACGCACCGCCAGGCGCUACAACAACAACCAUAACGACGGCGAUAACGAGCGCCGACGACGAUGAUUCCGCGGCGCGUCCAUCCGUCGUGCGGGACUCGCGCAAGGACUUGGUGAUGGUGUGCGAGAGACUGGACGAGAAACCGGAGAACGAGGGAGCGGGACAAUCGAGCGAUAAGUCGGAAGAGGAUCAGGGAGGAGAGGAAAAAGAAGAGAAAGAAGCGAGUAUGGGUCUGACGAUAGGAAAGAAAGCCAGCGAGGAGCAGAGAGGUGGGAAGGACGAGAUCGACGCAAAGCCGACGGAGAAUACUCUUCAGGAACUCGAAGGCUCGCCGAGAACGUGCGAGCCUGAAGACCGCGGCAAGUGUUCGGACGUGUGGGAAAAUGGGACCGAGAGGCCCGCGUCGCCGGACGUUUCCAGAAAGAGGCCGGGCGACUUCCUGCCGAUCGGCGCGGAGAUCAAGAGAAUCGGCAUCGAGAUCUCGGAGGAGCAGGCGACUCAGCUGAGGAACGAUGUCAGAAGGCUGUCGCCGGUGCUGGUGAGCCUGCGGGAGAGGACUCUGGGCGAGGUGUCCCUGACCUCGGAGUCCUGUCUCUUCGGGGACGAGCUUGACGGUAAGAUAGCGCCGAGGUGUAACGACGUCCCGGCGGGAUCGUUCGCGGCGAAUCCCGACUCGAAGAUUCAGGACGUCGAGCAGAAUCCUGGGAAGCAGGAAAAGGGGGAGGAGGCGAUCGGCAGGAUCGACACAGGUCCUUCGGAGUGCACGAGCAGCGUCCUCGGCGUUGUCGAGGACACGUUAAACGACUGUGCGAGCCAAAAGAUGGAUUACGACAGCGAGGGAGAGAUUACGACGCUCGGAACGCCGGACGCGACUUCUUCGAUGUUCUCGAGAAGCGACAGUCUGAACGGGACGGCGGAGUCGCGUCGGGACGACGUCGGAGACACGUACGCUGAAAGCGAGCUUUGCACUCCGACCAAAAAGUGCGUUAUCGAAACGACGAGUUCUGCGGUAUUGUCGAGUCCCGUCUGUCGGAAUUUAUCCGUGGUGCUGAAUCGCAUCGAACAGGAUGAUUUAAAGAAGAGUACCCUGAUGAAUACGGACGAGAACAUAUGGGACUACGUCGAGGAGAGUUUGCCUCUUGCCAAUGAGAGAAGGGAUUUCGUCGAGGAGGAGCGCGAUUCGUUCGCCGAGACUCCGGAGGUUCAGGAGAAGAGCCCGAAGAAGCAACGUUCGCAGAGCAGCAGCUCGUCAACCCCGAUGACUAGAUCGAAAACGUGCGAGCUGGCGGAGGGUGCUCGUAGUCCGGACAAUGGACUGAUCCUGAAGAAGUGUAAGGUGGUAUUGGAGCGAAUCGGCGAGGCCGCGGGGCAUUCAUCGCAAUCGGAGAACACCGAGGAAAGCGGAGCCUCGAGGGAGGUCGAGAGGGAAGACGAGUCCGCGCCCGUCGCGGUGAUCGGCAAGCUCGAGGAGGACGAGGAGGUGGUUCUGGCGAGUUCGGCCGAGGACAGCCGCGUGUCCAACGAGCUCGACUCGUCGGAGACGAUGCCGAGCUCGCCGGAGGAGACGCCGGAGAUCUCCGCGGAUGUUGCCGAGGGCGUCGACACCGAGACGGAAACGGAAACAGGCUCCGACAGUUCGGAGGUGUCGCCCAUCACGAGCAUCCGCCACGAGCUGCGCGACGUCGACAUGGCGUCCGACCAGCUACCCUGUUCCGAGGGAGUCGCUUUGUGCUGCGUGGAGGCAAUGGCGCCGAUCAUGACGAGACUGGAGGCCGACCGGCCGGAAGCGUACACAGAGGAUUCGGCCGAGAGCCUGGCCUUGGCGACAGGCGCCAGGGACGAGGUCAGGUCCGAUGGGAGCGACUCCGGUCUGGGGAACGAGAUCCCCGGUGAUCCCGGACCUGCGCCUGCACCGGAAAGCGACUCGGAGACUUCCUUCCUCGACAGGCUACCGGACGACAUUCUUUCCGACAAGGAGAAAGGCGUGAGCCAGUUGGACGGCUACGCGGCGUCCUCGGGGACGCCCGGGACGCCGGGCCAGCUGCCCCUGACGAGCUUCCGGACGCUUCCGGCCAAGAGCAACCUGAAGCGCAGAUUGACCGAUUGCAUGGAGAGCGACGAGUCGCGGGGCAACGUCGACGAGCCCCUGAAGAAGAAGCGCAACAUUCAGUUCGACGCGGUGACGGUCUAUUACUUCCCCAGGGCGCAGGGCUUCACCUGCGUACCGUCCCAGGGCGGCAGCACUCUGGGCAUGAGCGCGACGCACACGCACGCGGAGAGGUUCUCGUUGUCGGAGCACGCAGCCGAACAGAGGCGGAUCCACCGCGCGCGCCUCGCGCAGUUGCGCUCCGAGCGCAAUUGCGCGACCAAUUGCGUGACCGAGACGGCGUCGAGCUCGGAGGACCCGAGCGACGACACCGACGAGGAGCCCAGCGACAACGAGGAGCUCGACAUCGAUAGCUAUUACUUUCUACAACCGGUGCCCACGUGGCAGCGCCGGGCACUUCUUAGGGCCGCCGGUGUGCGGAGGAUAGACGCCGUCGAGAAGGACGAGUGCCGCGAUAUCCGCGCCAGCAGGGAACACUGCGGAUGCGGCUGCAAGGGAUACUGCGAUCCCGAGAGUUGUCCUUGUAGCAGGGCCAACGUAAAAUGUCAGGUGGACCGACCGGGUUUCCCUUGCGGCUGCACGCGGGAUGGCUGCGCGAACAGCACAGGCAGGAUCGAAUUUAAUCCGGUGCGGGUGCGAACGCAUUUCAUCCACACGCUGAUGCGACUAGAGCUGGAGAAGAAGCAGCGCGACGAGGACGGUGGCGGCGAUCACGAUCAGGUAGCGGACAAUCACGGGCAGAGCGGUAGGGGUGCCCGUCCCCUGAGGGACAUCGGUUCCUUGGGGAUGGACGUCACUGUGGGCGAUCCGUGCGCGAUCCCGGGUACGGGACCCGGGGGAGGCGGUGGAUUCACCACCUUGCACUACGACCCGAGUCACGAGAGUGUCGGCGCCGGGGUGGCCGGUUGCCAACCGGAAGUGCCCGGCACGCGGGAGGACAGUCUGGACUUGUAUGCCAUCAGGGACGACUGUUAUGCGAGCGAAGACGCGGUGGACAGCAGCCAGUCGGUCGUCGUGCAACGGAAGCUGCACCCGGAAUUCGGCCAGGCCUUCCAGAGCUUCUCGCCCGGCGUGCAAGGCGGCGGCGCCGUCAAUGGCGGCAGCGGUGGCGGUGGCGGUGGCGGCAUGGGCUUCCAGCAGUCCUCGUACCAGGACUACGGAUCGCCAUACGCAAGUCUACCGUCCACGUCGCGUGUACCGCAGUUCCAACCGCCGCAGUUCCAGUCGCCGCCCAAUCCGGCCGCCUUCGCGCACUACGGGCCCUACGGCGGGCCCCAGGACGCCGCGGGCACGGCUCUGCAAGGUGGCUGCAGCGGCCAGGUGCACCAAAUGCCACAGCCGCAGCCACCGCCGCCGCCGCCGUCGCAGAGCCAGCAGCAGCAACAGCAGCAGCAGCACUCGUCCUACGACGUGACGGUGUUCGCGCAGGACGACGCCGCGAGUACCGCGCAGUACACGAACCUCACCAACUCGGUGCAGCCGAUGAACGCGACGGUGGUGCAGCAGAUGCAGGGCAAACUCGAGCCUUUCUCAGAACUCCUUAGCGGCAGGUAUUCGUACUACGGCGAGAUGCACGAACCGCAGCAGCACCAUGGUACUUACGGUACUCACGGCACGGCCGGCAAGGAGAUGAUCGAGCCCGGCCAGGUUACUGGCGAGCAACAGCCCGAUGGCGCGUCCGAGGACUGCGACGAAAACUUCGGCGAGAUCAUCAAGAAGUCCAUGGUGGAGACUGUGUCUGCCUAGGAUGAAGGAAGCCUACCUCGCAGGUGACUGUCCAGGACAAGCGCUGGGGAUGCUCAGUACGCGCCGAAAGAUCUCCGCUGAUCUUCUCGAAAUCGAAGCCCUUUGCUGCCCGCACGACGAGCUCGGGAACGAGGAACGCGGCCCUUGGCGCCCGACAGUGCGAUUCCCUCGAGCUCUUCGUCCAGGAUCGUUCCGAGGAUGGAUUCCAUUGAAUAUGGGGACACUCGACGCACUCCGUGAACGAUCUUGAUGGCUCGACGUCUACAAAGUCUGGAAGAUCGAAAUCCUUCGGAUCUCUUCCAGCUUUGCGAUAAUCUCGAAAACGAGGACUUCGAGGACAAUCUAGACAGAGAAAGGAAUUCCGGGAUUGUUCACUCUCCCGCGCGAUGCGUCAACAGGGGUGAACGUAGCGCCUUCCGAGGGAGAUGGGAGGUCUCCCGGGGUCAGAGCAUCGCGUUCUUUUGAGAGAUCUCGCCCAGAGAUUGUUAGGGAAUUUUAUGGCUACGUGUGCGUCCGCCCGGGAUGGAGACUCGCGACGUCAUCGCCGGCGCCAUCCUCAAUCCUGAGGAUCAAACGGGCUGCUUGAGUCACUCCGCGACAUAAAGAUUUCGCAAUCUUGCAAUCCCUUCGAGAAUUGAUUCUUGUUUGCGAUGCAAGUGCGGAAAAGUGAUGCGCUUGUUAAAUUCGCAACGCCAUUUUUUUAUUAUUCCCAGGCCGCCACGGUCUCCACGGCGGUUAAAAGUUAACUCGAGUAAAAUUUGACUUUGCAAAAUUUAACGGUGCAGCAAAUCGCGGAGUCGAAGUGACCUGUCCGGUGCAGGUCGACGACGAUGUACGUCAUACGAGACGACGACGGGGUUCUGGGCCUGGGAGGUCUGUGAGGUAGCGGCCUCCGAGCUUCGGGAUUCUCGUCGGAGAUGUUCGAGAGCGAUCCGUGAGCAAUGGUGGGAAAAGAUUUCAACGAGGUUGUGACCAAGAAAUAACACAUGGGAUCAGCUUAUAGAUUGCAGUUUAUAAUACCUAACUUUAAGCGUAGGGUCGACCGACCUGGGAGCGGGUCGCGUGUCCUUUUAGACGAGCCUCGAGUCCACAGGGGCUGCGUACGCGGAUAAUGUAUCGAUCUAGAGCGAAUCUGCGCUCGCUCUAAUUCGAGAGAGAGUCGUUCUGGAAUGCACAUGUACACAGGUAUAUACACAGUACCGGCGUUCGGGUGGGACGCGGUUGGGCGAUCACCCAGGCCGCCAAAUCUGCAGGGGCGCCGCUGCCUGGUUUCACCUAGUUUGCGAGUGAGAGAGAUUCCCUAAAAUAUAAAAACAAAAUGGAGCUCGUCGUUCGAUAUUGUCAGCUUGUCUUUUCUUUCUCAAGAAUUUCGAGCCCUUGAAUUUGAAUGGGCGCCACGAUAAUCUUGCUCAGGGCGCGCCAAUGUUGCCGAGACCGGCACUGUACAUACAAGUACACAUACACACAUACGCAGGUGCAUUUUGAAGAUUUAUAUAUCAUUUAUAUAUAUUGUAUGCAAUAUAAAGUAUAUUGUGCAC
Messenger RNA from Vollenhovia emeryi, 5847 nucleotides. RefSeq lists its product as uncharacterized. The coding region runs from base 362 to 4309 and encodes 1315 amino acids. Gene Ontology annotation, biological process: regulation of transcription by RNA polymerase II. Gene Ontology annotation, cellular component: nucleus. The transcript is spliced from 5 exons. Gene Ontology annotation, molecular function: sequence-specific DNA binding; DNA-binding transcription factor activity, RNA polymerase II-specific. The record is from RefSeq and is a predicted model, not a curated record. NCBI's taxonomy places the organism in Eukaryota, Metazoa, Arthropoda, Insecta, Hymenoptera, Formicidae.